This is a messenger RNA of Elephantulus edwardii (Cape elephant shrew), 1179 nucleotides long. RefSeq names its product caspase-1-like. The record is from RefSeq and is a predicted model, not a curated record. Gene Ontology annotation, molecular function: cysteine-type endopeptidase activity; caspase binding. The coding region runs from base 31 to 1179 and encodes 382 amino acids. The transcript has 8 exons. Gene Ontology annotation, cellular component: protein-containing complex. Lineage: Eukaryota; Metazoa; Chordata; Mammalia; Macroscelidea; Macroscelididae. Gene Ontology annotation, biological process: proteolysis; regulation of apoptotic process.
AGGGUGAAGAGGAAGUUGUUUAUCCAAGCAAUGAGCAAGGGAACAAUAAAUACCUUGCUGGAUGAACUACUAGAAAAAAAAGUACUGAAUCAGGAGGAGAUGGAGACAAUUAGAGAUGAAAACGCUACAGUCAUGGAUAAAGCCCGCGCCUUGAUUGACUCCAUUAUAAAGAAAGGUCCACGAGCAUGUGAGAUAUGUAUCUGUCAUAUUCGUGAAGAUCCUUUCCUUGAAGAGAAACUGGGAUUCACUUCAGGUAAGGUAAUUAAUAUACAAGAUUCAAAAUCAAAACAGAUUUGUUUUGCUUCCCUGGCAGUACAGGAUAACCCAGCAAAGAACUCAUGCUCAGGAUCCGGAGGAAUUCUUAAACUCUGCUCACCGGAUACAGCGCGAUUAAUGCAGCAGAAAAUGGCAUCAGAGAUUUACCCAAUGAAAGAAAAAGGCAAUCGCACACGUCUUGCACUCAUUAUCUGCAACACAGAUUUUAAGAGUCUUCCUAAGAGGACUGGUGCUGAGGCUGAUCUCAGUGGGAUGAAGAUGCUUCUAGAAGGACUGGGAUACCAUGUGAUUGUGAAACAAGAUCUCACUGCUUCGGACAUGACAGCAGAACUGACGACAUUUGCUGCCCGCCCAGAGCAUGAGAAAUCUGACAGCACCUUCCUGGUGUUCAUGUCCCAUGGUAUUCGGGAUGGUAUUUGUGGGAAGAAUUUCUCUGAAGAAAAUUCAGAUGUCUUACACGUCAACUCCAUUUUUCAAAUGCUGAACACUCGAAGCUGUCCAAAAUUGAAGGACAAACCCAAAGUGAUCAUUAUCCAGGCAUGCCGAGGUGAAAACCAAGGAGUGGUGUGGCUACAGGAUUCACUAAAAAUUUCUGUGAACAGUUCCUCACAGGAUACAGAGGAUUAUGAGGACGAUGCCAUUAAAAGAUCUCACGUGGAAAAGGAUUUUAUAGCUUUCUAUUCUUCAACACCUGAUAAUGUUUCUUGGAGACAUCCAACACUGGGCUCUCUUUUUAUUAAAAGACUUAUUGAACAUAUGCAAGAAUAUGCUGCAUCCUGUCACCUGCAGGCAAUUUUCCAAAAGAUACAACGUUCAUUUGAGAUGCCAGAUGGUAAAGCCCAAAUGCCCACCACUGAAAGGUGCACUUUGACUAGAUAUUUCUACCUCUUCCCAGGAUAUUAA